UAAAACAUGGCGGGGGAGUUUUCACGAUGGAACACACGUAGCGUCACGUCGCUGUAGAUAAGCUCCACACAUUCUGUUUAAAUACAAGCGGUCGGUACCUCUACCUCAUAUAUGGACAGCAUGUGAGAGUCAGGUAUUAUAAAGUGUGGCGUGAUGCAGGAGUCUGUGGUUUUCUUUGACCUGGAGACGACUGGACUGGGUGAGACUUGUGACAUCGUACAGCUAGCGGCAGUGAGUGGAGGACACUCGCUCAACCUUUACGUCCUCCCUCGCUGUCGGAUGGAGCGGGGAGCAGCCAGAGUCACUGGCUUCAGGGUUCGCAGACAGAGGCUGUAUCUCCAUCGCCAGCUCGUCCUCACCAACUCCCUGCGAGAGGUCCUGGUCUCCUUCAUGGCUUUCCUCCGAAUGCUCGGACGCCCGCUCGUCAUCGGCCACAACAUCCGUCGCUUCGACUGCCGUGUGCUGUCCCGAGCUCUUGACGAACUGGACCUCAGAGCAGGAUUCAACACAUCGAUCUCGGGCUGCGUGGACACUCUCCCACUGGCCCGUGAGGUGCUGAAGGACCGCUGCCUCAAGAGCUUUCGACAGGAGAGCCUGGUGAAGGAGCUGCUGGGUGUGACCUACAAGGCUCAUGAUGCUUUGGAGGACGUGCGGGCAUUGCAGGCUCUCUACAGUGUGCUUCAGCCCACACCAGAGUUGGUUUGUAGGCACAUGUUUACUCUGGACACCAUCGCACGCAAAGCAGGUGUGAAAGCUGCCAAAGCUAAAGUGUCCGGUCAGAUGCCAGGACAGCGCCCCCUGUGGGAGCACUUAAGACAGGCGGUGAAGGUCACAGAGAGCAAAGUAGAGGACAAUAAUGAAGUUAAUGGAUUAGAAGAUAUUUUACAUCAAUGACUUUUGAAAAACAGAUGAGGCCAAAAGACUGGCAGCUCCUACCAGAGUGUACAGUUUACAUUGUGCCCCACAGUAGAACUAAUAAAACUCACUGCAUCAUAACUUGAGGCUCAUGUGUCCUUACAGGUUGCCGGGUGGAACAUGAAUGGUCAGUAAUGCUAUCAUCAAACAUGAUCAUCUUCUUUAUCGUGGCAAGCAAUUAAGCUUUUGAAAGGUGAUAGGAAAAGAACAAACACAACCCAUCACACAGUACUUCUCCUUUCAACCCUCGCAACUGGGACUCAUAGAACCUUUAGUAACUAAGGGUUCUGUGAGUUUAGUUCAAUGAGACCCUUUUUAUUAGAGUUUAUCUUUAAAAUCAGAUGAACAUCCUGUGUAAUUAUUCCAAAAACAUUCACGUAACUUGCCUAACAUCCUGUAUAUGACUUCAUUUGUGGAAAGAAAACUGUACUUAUUAUGUUUAAGGAGAUUUGAUGAACAAUUUGAUUGGAGGUAAAUGAA
Molecule: messenger RNA, 1395 nt
Organism: Platichthys flesus (European flounder)
Lineage: Eukaryota; Metazoa; Chordata; Actinopteri; Pleuronectiformes; Pleuronectidae
Gene: plex9.2
Product: PML-like exon 9.2
Exons: 2
Coding region: 154-894 (246 amino acids)
Biological process (GO): DNA catabolic process
Cellular component (GO): cytoplasm
Molecular function (GO): 3'-5'-DNA exonuclease activity; nucleic acid binding
Source: RefSeq, a predicted model, not a curated record